AUGAGCGGAACACUUCCUUCAUGUUUGGGUAUCUUAAGCAAUUCGCCAGUAUCUUUAAAUCUGAGACGAAAUAAUUUCCACGGCAAAAUGAUGAAUGCUUUUAUGCCAGGAAGCUUGCUGGAAAACCUUGAUUUGAGCGAAAUCAGAUUUAUGGGUCAGCUGCCAAGAUCAUUGACAAAUUGUGCCAAUUUAGAGAUUCUCUCACUUGGAGAUAACUCUUUUGAUGGCCUCUUUCCUUUUUGGUUGGGAAGUCUUACAAAGCUGCAAGUUCUGGUUUUGCGUUCCAGCAAAUUAUAUGGUCCAAUUCAAGGCUCAACAACUGUUUCCUCACAGUUCCCUAAGUUGCGGAUCAUAGACCUCUCUAACAACAAUUUCAGUAGUCAAUUGCACCAAAACUACUUUCAAACAUGGCAAGCCAUGAGUUCUGAAAAUUUUGGUGUAUCAUCUAUUAUGGAAUCAGAGAUAUCCUCCAAAAACGGAGAAAACAGUUGGCCAUAUACAUUGACAUUAACACACAAAGGUGUCCGAACAGAGUAUAUACAUAUUUUAACCAUAGAUAUGUCUAUUGAUCUCUCUUGUAACCACUUUGAAGGAAAAAUUCCACAGUCACUCCAAGAUCUUCGAGGGCUUCAAGCACUCAAUCUCUCCAACAAUCAUUUUACUGGACGUAUCUUUCCGUAUUUGGGUGACCUAAAGAAUCUUGAAGCUUUGGAUCUCUCCCAAAACGAGCUAUCUAGGGAAAUUCCUCAACAGUUGGUCCGGCUCGGCUUCCUUGAAAUUUUCAAAGUGUCAUUCAACCAUCUUGAGGGGCGCAUACCCAAAGGAAAACAGUUUGAUACAUUUGAUAACAACUCCUACAUAGGGAAUCCCCAAUUGUGUGGACAACCAUUAUCCAAGGAAUGUCAAGAUGAUUUAAAGGUGUCAAGACUUCCAGCAAUAAGCAAUGUGUCCGAGUCACUCCUCCCAAGCGAAAGAAUUGAUUGGAUCAUCAUAUUCUGUGGAGUUGGAAGUGGGCUGGUUGUGGGGGUUAUUAUUGGAAACCUUCUAUAUGAAAGGUAUAGCGAUCGGCUCACAAAGAGAAAGGACAGAUGGGUAAGGCCACUUCGUAACACACGAGGAAAAACUAAGGUACAAUGA
Molecule: messenger RNA, 1137 nt
Organism: Lactuca sativa (garden lettuce)
Lineage: Eukaryota; Viridiplantae; Streptophyta; Magnoliopsida; Asterales; Asteraceae
Product: receptor-like protein 7
Molecular function (GO): protein binding
Source: RefSeq, a predicted model, not a curated record